Xenia sp. Carnegie-2017 is the source of this 1025-nucleotide messenger RNA. RefSeq lists its product as uncharacterized. NCBI's taxonomy places the organism in Eukaryota, Metazoa, Cnidaria, Anthozoa, Malacalcyonacea, Xeniidae. The transcript has 3 exons. The coding region runs from base 145 to 447 and encodes 100 amino acids. Gene Ontology annotation, molecular function: ubiquitin-protein transferase activity. The record is from RefSeq and is a predicted model, not a curated record.
GUCAUAUUAUGAUGUAAUGAUGCUUUUGCCAUGUUUUCAUCUAAAUUAUAGUAAAAUUUUAGAGGUGAUUUUCAGCAUUAUUAUUGCAGGAGUAGACAAUAUGGCAAAUAUGUCGAAAUAGUGAAUGACAAAGAAUAGGAAGACAUGCAAUAUGUGCUUCAAGUUUCUUUGGAGGCAAGUCAAAACAUGGAAAGCACGCCAUUAAAAAUAGAUGUUAAGAAGCUGUUACAGCAGCACAGUAUCAUUUGUAUGAAAGGCGAUUCAUCAAAUGAAAUUAUUGUAAGGCAAAGCAAACUUCUGGCAACUGCAUUUGUUGCCAUGAAAUCAAAAAGGUUUGAUUGCUGUGAAGAUUUGAUAAUUCAGUUCAGUGGAGAAGAUGCAAUAGAUGCUGGAGGGCCAUGGAGAGAAUUUUUCAGACUAGCCAGGCAGGAAAUUGUUCAAUCUUGAGGUCUCUUUGAAGGAUACAAUGGAUGUAAUCUGAUUUUUACUCACAAUGUGAAACUUCUUGAAGAAAAGCAGUAUUGGUUAGCAGGUUGUAUGGUUGGCAUUAUAUUGACGCAAGGUGGCCCUGGCUUUGGAUGUCUUAAUUCUACUGAGUAUGAUUUAAUGUGUGAAGCACCAUGUGAUGUAAAUGACUUUGAUGUUUCACUCAUAGCAGAUUAUUCAGCCAUUUUAUUAUAGCCAUUUUAUUUGUCAAAGAAAAUGCUGACAGUAUAGCCAGCCAGCCAAGGAUAUCCAUUAAUAUACCUUGGCUAGCUUUGAGCAAAGGGAUAUCAUUAUUAAGUCGUUGGUUAAGCAGCACAUAUUUUACAGGUUAUAGGUUAUAGUUUACAUACUUUACAUAUUUAUGUAAAAAAAAUUGAGCUAUUUAAAAUGGGAAUAAAUGAUGUCGGAGGUCUUUGGGACACAAUCAAGACACAUUCUGAUCAAUUCAAACCUUUGUUCACAGAGAUUCCAAGGAAAUUUUCUAGAGAAUCAUUCAAAGCCAUAUACGAAAUUGAGUGGAGUCCAAAAGGUACAAUAAC